This is a messenger RNA of Synchytrium microbalum, 1686 nucleotides long. RefSeq lists its product as uncharacterized. Gene Ontology annotation, cellular component: SCF ubiquitin ligase complex. Gene Ontology annotation, molecular function: protein binding. NCBI's taxonomy places the organism in Eukaryota, Fungi, Chytridiomycota, Chytridiomycetes, Synchytriales, Synchytriaceae. Bases 1 to 1686 code for a protein of 561 amino acids. The transcript has 6 exons. Gene Ontology annotation, biological process: SCF-dependent proteasomal ubiquitin-dependent protein catabolic process. The record is from RefSeq and is a predicted model, not a curated record.
AUGGACGCGUCGCAUCCUGACCAUGCCAUGACAAUACGAGACAAGGAGCCAGCAGUGCCCCACAACAAUCUCCUCCUGCCUCUUGAAUUACUCCAACACAUCCUACAUUUCCUCGUCUUGGAUUCAACCAACUACCCAUACAAGGAUCCGCAACUAGAUCUAUAUUCCGUACUACAAACAUGUCGAUUCUGGUGUCUGGCUGCCACUCCACUGCUCUACAGGGCUCCAAACUUUACAACAUUACGAGCGUUUGAUAAAUUCGUGAAUUGUAUACAGGCUGCCGUGAAUAGUGCCAAUACGACUGAUGGUACCAACAAUAUGAAUGCUCAAUGUAUGAGAUCUUUCUCUCUACACGCAUCAACGCCGAAACUACCUCUCUUUAUUCGCAACUACCACAUCAUAUCCAUUGCAGAGUCAAGGCCCAUGUUGACCACCAUAAACUUGUCAAACUGUCGAAAUUUGACUGACGAGGCCAUCAUCGCCAUAGUCACGGCUACUUGCACGACACUAGUCUCUCUCUCAUUGGACGGGUGUUGUCAACUACGCGAUACAGCUGUAUCUGUUGUUGCUUCAUUCUGCAGUCCAUGGAACAAACUCUCAUCCCUCUCACUCCGUGACUGCCCAUUCAUAUCAAACACUGGCGUCCUCUUCAUAAACCGCUUCCUCAGAUCAUCACUACGACACCUAGAUAUAUCAGGCUGUAAACGAAUAUCAGAUACCGCCGUAUUGUCUCUCUUCGAAACCACCCUGGAUGACGAUAACGAAAAAGUCGUCGAGGAUGUCGUGUUACCAGUGUUGAAAUUACAGUCGUUUAAAUGUAUUCGAGUGCCUAAAUUGACGAGGGCUGCUUUUUUGACUAUUAUGGAUGGAGUUAGUGCGUUGGGUGUUGAUGACUUGGAGAUUUCUGUGCCUGCUCCUCCAAAGGGUUCACCAAACUGGCACUUCUUUGCCUUCCCAACCACAUCUCUUGCCAACAUUACUAGAUUAAACUUGGCAAAGUUGAAAUACCUUGACGAUUCCAAGAUUUUGCAAUUAUCGGAUUAUGCUCAUAAAUGGGUUGAAUUGUCCUUGACUGAAUUGUGCUGUGCUUCGGAUACAGUCAUGGUGUUGAUUGCACAUGCUUCCAGAUUGAAGGUGCUGAGGUUGAGUGGGGAUGCUAUUACUGAUGAUGUGAUUCAGAAUCUUGGAAUUUCACGUUGUCCUGGAUUAUUGAAUUCUUUGGACUUGUCCGAAUGUGAAAACGUAUCAGACGCCGCAUUCGAAACCUGGUUUAAAAACACCACCAACCAAUGCAACCAACACCCUAAAUGCCCAAACCUUACAACCAUAAACCUGGCACAAUGCACCAAAAUCACAUCCACAACGAUAUCGCUCUUCAUCACCCACUGUCUCCCAUCCAGUCUUACAAAACUCAACAUCACAGCAACAGCGGCCGCCACCUCCUUCUGCAAGCACACAUUGGAUUUAGCAUCCCAAUUCCCAUCCGAGUUUUGUAAAUUACGUGGUAUCAAGAAUUUUAAAGAAAUGACGUAUGGGAUGCAUGAGAGAGCGUGUUUGGGACUUGUGCCUGAUGUGUGUGGGGCGAAUGGGUUUGAGGUUGUACUUGGUCGAGAUGAAAUGACUUGUAUACGAUGUUUGAAUGAUAGGGUUGAUGAUGGUACUGAAGACGAAGGUGGAGAGCGCUAG